Molecule: messenger RNA, 1689 nt
Organism: Loa loa (African eye worm)
Lineage: Eukaryota; Metazoa; Nematoda; Chromadorea; Rhabditida; Onchocercidae
Exons: 16
Coding region: 1-1689 (562 amino acids)
Biological process (GO): Golgi to plasma membrane transport
Source: RefSeq, a predicted model, not a curated record
AUGAUUUCUGUUAAAGAAUUUGACAUACGUGAAGACGAGGAACAGCUAGCAAAAUUGCAAGAUAUCAUCGACUUAUUCGUUGCUGCUGGAUAUUUUCGAGCUCGGAUCAAAUCAAUUCCUCAUUUCGAUAGGGUAGUAGGUGGAAUAGUGUGGUGUAUAACAUUAUGCAAUCAUACAGUCAAUGUCGAUCUUUUUUGCUCUGAAAAUGCUACUAUUGGUCAGAAGAUAGCGUUAACUGAAAAGGUAGUGGAAGUGUUACCACUGUUAAAAUGUCCCUAUACUAUUGAACCAUAUCAAAUUCAGGGUCUUGACUGCAUCCACAUCUUUCCUGUCGUCCAGUGGCUUGUUAGAGAAGCUGUUCGUGCGAAAGAGCAGUGUGGUGAUAGUGUGCGAAAUCAUGCCGUAUAUCAGUUCGCACAACGAUUCUAUUUUUCAAAGGAUAAAUGCAUAGAGAAACAAACACAUAUUUUUUUAAACAAUUGCCGCAGCGUCAAAGCGAAAUGUCUACCUCAACGCAUUUAUAAACAAAAGGGCGAUUUCAAAUCACCGGAUUUGCGCACCGAUGUUCGUUGUACUUUACUGGAAUACGGCUGGAGAGAUGUCUGUGAUAUCGCAGUUCAGGAAAACACUGAAUGGUUUGAAAAUGACAAAGGCGAUGAAAAUAUGAAGAGCGAUCAGCUUCUCGUGCAGUUAUCAGAGAUGCAAAUUCAGCCAACAAACCAACGUCUAUCAUCGAAAAUACUAGCUCAGAUCAUUGAUGCAUCAGAUUUUGAUGCUGAUGAGCUAAAGAAGGAGACCGGUUUUGUCCAACGAUAUCAGCGGAGCACGUCCAUGGCAGAAAAAGAAUUAAUGGUACUUAGAAAAGAAGAGAAGCUUUUGGAUGACUCUUUAGAAAAUCUCCAACAGCGGAAGGAGGCCCAACUACGAGCAAUGGAUGAAAUCGACAAAAGAAUUGCAGAAUUUAAACAACUGGUUGAAAACAGUGGUGUAGAAACUGUAGAAAGGUUGAAACAUCUGCUGAUUGAGCAUGAUGAGAUUCAUAAACGAGAAAUGGAUUUCAAAGCAAACUGUCGAAAUGAGCUACGGGAACUGGAUGAGGUUCUUCAGCAACUAAAAACAUUUGACCCUGUGGAGAAAAAAUUGAAAGAUGAUAACGAUUCGGUGAGAAAUAUAAGCUUAGAAGCAGGGCAACAUCUAACAAGUAUUCGGUUGGAGUUAGCAGAUUUAAAUCGACAGAUUGCAGCACAGCAACGCGUGCUUGAUGAUAUCCCGGCGCAAACUGAAAUCAGUCAAUAUCAGCGGAGAAUUAUCGAGCUUUAUAAUCAGAUGGCAAGUAAACAUCGAGAAACGAAGCAGUUUUACAUUUUGCAUAAUACUUUGGUUGAUAUUAAAACAUUCAUGAAAAAGGAAGUUGACAUGCUGAACAAUAUCGAUGAAGUCCAAGACUUGACAUCGAAACAAAGCUACAAAGAUUCAUUUGUUGAGAAUUUGCAAAAAAUAUUGAAAGGUGUUGAUACUUCUCUUGAUAAGGUAUCAACGAAGCAAAAUGAACUGCAAGCAAGAAGGGACAAAUUAUAUGGAGAAUAUCAAUAUUUGUUGGAAAAAGAACGCUUGUAUUAUAAAACAGUUGAUGAUUUCAAAAAUGCUUGCUAUGAAAAUGAACAGCUAAGGCGCAGAUUAGAAGGUUAA